AUGCCGUACGCUAAUCAACCUUCUGUCCAUAUUACUGAGCUUACUGAUGAUAACGUAAAGUUUGUUGUUGAAGAUACAGAAUUAAGUGUAGCAAAUAGUAUGCGACGUGUAUUUAUCGCGGAAACUCCAACGAUGGCUAUAGACUGGGUGCAAUUGGAGGCUAACUCCACCGUUUUGAGUGACGAAUUUCUUGCUCAUCGCAUCGGUCUCAUCCCUCUUAUAUCCGAUGAAGUCGUUGACAAAAUAAGAUAUUCCAGAGAUUGCAUGUGUGCAGAUUUUUGUUCAGAUUGUAGUGUAGAGUUUACUUUAGACGUAAAGUGCUCGGAUGAGCAGACAAGGCAUGUAACUACAGCAGAUCUUAAGUCAAGUGAUCCCAGGGUAGUGCCCGUAACAUCUCGCCAUAGGGAUGAAGAUCAAGCAGAUUAUGGUGAGAUGGAUGAAAUUCUUAUCAUAAAAUUAAGAAAAGGUCAGGAACUAAAAUUGCGAGCAUAUGCAAAGAAAGGUUUUGGUAAAGAACAUGCUAAAUGGAACCCAACAGCAGGUGUAUCAUUUGAAUAUGAUCCUGAUAAUUCAAUGAGGCAUACAUUAUUCCCAAAACCAGAUGAAUGGCCUAAAAGUGAGCAUACAGAAUUAGAUGAAGACCAAUAUGAAGCGGAGUUCAAUUGGGAAGCUAAACCAAAUAAAUUCUUUUAUAAUGUUGAAUCAGCAGGAGCCCUUAAACCUGAAAAUAUUGUUUUAAUGGGUAUAGUUGUGUUGAAAAAUAAACUAUUGAAUUUACAAGUACAGUUGUCUCAAGAAGCUCAAAAUGAUGCUUUAGCGAUUAAUUGA
This is a messenger RNA of Pieris macdunnoughi, 828 nucleotides long. The record is from the annotation of a GenBank genome assembly. NCBI's taxonomy places the organism in Eukaryota, Metazoa, Arthropoda, Insecta, Lepidoptera, Pieridae.